Molecule: messenger RNA, 585 nt
Organism: Caenorhabditis remanei
Lineage: Eukaryota; Metazoa; Nematoda; Chromadorea; Rhabditida; Rhabditidae
Exons: 3
Coding region: 1-585 (194 amino acids)
Source: RefSeq, a predicted model, not a curated record
AUGAACUCGAACCCUAGUGCGCCGGUCGCUGUCAACCACAACUACAAUAACAACACCAUCAGUAAUAAUAACAACAACAACAAUGAUGCUGAAGAGAAUGUGUCGGUAAGCCGAUUAGACAUACCGAAACUUUUCACCGUGUCUGACACCCAACUUUUGACACCUCCGGUUACGGUAUCUGACUUAUACCGUAAACCACGAGUCCGCGCGGAACCUCCAAUUUUGGCCCCAGUGGCCACAUUUUCUUACGACACUUCUGGAUUCAUGUCUGAUUCGUGUCACCCUCCGGAGCCUACCCCUACUCGUUCAAACAACCGGCAGAAAAAUCGUAAACCAACCAAAGGAAUUGGGAAAGGAAGACCUCUGAAGACCGAGGGACCGAAAAAGCGACGUCCGAAAACUGUUACCACUAUGAAGGCGGCCGAAAUCGCCCACAAGUACGUUACCAGAGAGAUGGGAGUUACUCCUACCGUUAUCACGUUUGCCAACAAGCAGUUGAGCUCAAUGUCUAUCUCCGACGCCCCACAGGACCCAGCGCCAAGUUCAGCAACUUUCGCCCAAGAAAAAACGUAUUUCCAUCUUUGA